AUGGAUAUUUGGAAAGUAGAACUCGACCUUAAGAGCUUUAAAGAUACAAUUUAUACCGAAGAUGAGAUUAAAAAAAUCGGCACGAUGAUGGAAUCUGCAUAUGUACAUAAAGAAUAUUUUAAUGAUGAUCAAAAAUCUAAGCCAAAUUACAUUCAUAUCUUUAUAGUCCCCACUGAUACAUCUACUGAAGUAAAAGAUAUAUCUGAUGAUAUAGUAAAAGAAUUAGUUAAACCCCCUAGUAAAUUGCCCGAUAAGACUAGGAAUUUCCUUAAUCAAAAACCUGAUUACAAAUUUACAAAACUUAUAGGACGUUUAAUUUUUCCUUCUUCAGUUGGAAAGAACGAAGACUCAUUUCAUGGCUUUUGGGAUGAUAUUAUUAAAAAUACGAUAUUAACUCUUGGAAAAGGUAUUGUUAGUUUGGCAAUAAUGGCUUUCAAUCGAAAUAUUAACAAAAAAACAUUGGCAGGGAAGAAAAAAGUGGAAAUUUCUACAGCAGAUGUUUCAAAAGAAUUAACUGAUAAAUUCAAAGAAUGGACCUAUGGGGAUGCUCCAUACCUCUUUGCGUAUUAUGCUAUUGUUAAACCUGAAACACUUGGCGAUUUUAAUUUAAGAGAACUUUCGGAAAGGCUUCGCGCUAUGAAUCUCCUUCAGAAUAUUUAUAAGUACUAA
Molecule: messenger RNA, 669 nt
Organism: Rhizophagus irregularis DAOM 181602=DAOM 197198
Lineage: Eukaryota; Fungi; Glomeromycota; Glomeromycetes; Glomerales; Glomeraceae
Source: RefSeq, a predicted model, not a curated record